GUGGGUGGUGCCCCUGCUGCCUCGCCAUCCCACGCGCUGCCUUCCACCAUCGCUAGAUUAUCCAACUUCUGUUGGAAAUAUACGAAUUAUUCUAAUUUUAUCAUAUUCUACUCGGAGGCAUAAUUCAUAGUUGUUUACUAAUGCAAAGUGAUCUACCGCUAGCAGCAUGCUAUAACACAUAAUCGAUAAGAAUGACAUGAACUCAUAGUCAAGAUUGAUGAAUAAAACGACUAGAUACAGUUACGACUUGUAGUCAUGCAGACCGAAGAGGAAGUUGUUGGGUUGAUGAAGUCGAGCUUCCGCAAGGGUGAUCUGAUCAAUGUCGAGGAAGCAACUCCUUAGAUGUAGUCAAAGUAAAGUCGAAGUGGCAGUGCACGAGCAGUCGUACAGUUGCGCUGUCCAGAAACCUCAUUGCCACCCCUCGUACAGGCUUCACGACAGCAACGGUUCAGAGAUACCACUCACCCUCAACCUCGGUGCACACCAAGGAGAGGGUCGGCGAGGUUCAGUAGCUCAACAAAAAACAUAGCAAAUUUUGAUGAGAGAAAGAUGAAUAGGAUUGAUUUGCUCGCUGCCUUGUUGCCUCACAAAAAACUCUACGUGCCAGGACAUCUCCAGGACUUAUAUAGGCAGCGGUACCUUACCAGUAAUGGCUGUAAUUAUCCUCAAUAAACAGCCAUAAACAUCACUAGUAACCACUUAAUAAACAGCUACAAAUAGCACUAGAGACCACUGAAAUAAAAAACAAUUAACCUCAUUAAUUUCACUUAUGGCUGACACAAAUAGAAAGAGAAAUAGCUUUGGAAUUUUCAAAAUUAGAUCUCUUAAUAAGCCAAAUUCUAACAACUUCCACAGCAGCGGCCACCAAAUCCCCAAAAAUCCUGACCCCUGACCCUUACCUAAACCGAGAUAGCCGGAGUUGCAAACCUCCCUGGAGAAAAAGGUCAGACCACGAAUCUUCAAGCGCGUCUCACGAUACAAAAUUCACAUUAUUUCAGCCCCAAAAAUCAUUCGAACGAUGUUUAGCAAUUCCGAAGUUUUAAUCCUCAUGAUUCGUUAGGCUCUAUGUUAUGAAAUUGUGGUAGUGUCACGUACAUUGCUUUUGAUAGAUAUCCUAGUAUCCCUUACGGCAAAUACGGUGUAUAAAUAGAAAGCAUCGAGGCGACUUGCUCCGCCAGACCGCACAUGCAGGAUAGACAGAGUAAGUCAAGCGCGCAUGUACUGAAGAAUAACUGCACGGGAACGCGUCCACCAGUAUGGCUACCGCCACCGCCGCCAGCUUCUUGCACCGGUGCCUCGUCGUGCUCGUCAUCCUCACAACCGCCGUUCACUCGCUCCUGCAAAUCAUGCCGGGCAACGCGGCCGGCGACGGAUUGUGCAUACCGCGCGAGAGGGACGCCUUGCUGGCCUUCAAGCAAGGUAUCGCCAGCGACCAGGCAGGCCGCCUCAACUCAUGGCGGCGAGAUGACCGUGAGCAGGACUGUUGCCGGUGGAGAGGCGUCCGGUGCAGCAACCGGACUGGCCACGUCUGCGAGCUUCAACUCCGCAACACAACUCAGAUGGAUUGUGUGUUUAUCUAUGAAUACAUGACCUGUCAAUCAGUCAUUGUGAUUCACACAGAAAUUGCAAGCAGCAACGUUGGGAAGACGUCCAUUGUUGUGACUCAUGCAGAAAGUUUUUAUAAACAGAGUAUCUCACCUUUUUCGUGAUUUAUUGUUGCUGGAACAGCUAAAGGAAGGACUUGAAGGCCGUAUACAUCUCAUGCUAGCAGGAGCAGCACCUUUGCCAAGGCAAAUCGAAGAGUUCAUGCGGGUAACCAGCUGCAGUGUCUUUGUACAAGGAUAUGACACGCCCCGGGGUGAGAUCUGCUUGAGGGACCACACCUUGUUCUCUGGGUACUACAAGCGCCCUGACCUCACUGAAGAAGUGUUCUCAGAUGGCUGGUUCCAUACAGGUGAUAUUGGAGAGUGGCAACCCGAUGGGACGAUGAAGAUCAUCGACAGAAAGAAGAACAUCUUCAAGCUAUCCCAGGGAGAGUAUGUAGCAGUUGCGGUCCUGGAAAGCGCAUACACACAGUCCCGUCUCGUCGCAUCGGUUUGGGUCUAUGGGAACAGCUUCGAGUCAUUCCUUGUUGCUGUGGUUGUCCCUGAGAGGCAAGCUCUUGAGGAAUGGGCGGCAGCAAACAAGAAGCCCGGUGACUUUGCAGAGCUGUGCAAUGAUCCGAAAGCAAGAGCGUACAUUCAGGAUGAGCUGAACAAAACUGGAAAGAAACUCGGGUUGAGAGGCUUUGAGAUGCUGAAGGCAGUUCACCUAGAGCCGGUACCAUUCAGCAUAGAGAAGAACCUGAUCACACCAACUUUUAAGCUCAAGAGACCCCAGCUGCUCAAAUAUUACAAGGAUCGCAUUGAUCAGCUGUACAAGGAUGCCAAGGAGGGAAGAACUACAGUGUGAAAUAAUAUCAGCAAGUGGUUAUGAGCAUUGUGAUUCUUCAGAAGCGUGUACAUAUCAAUAAUACGAUUCAAGAGUUAACGCCUUUUUGUGGCAUGUUUCGAGGUGUAAGAACAGAGAGUUACUUGGCUAAGGAGCUGUGUGAUAGCUCAUACUGCUGUAAAUUUACUCCC
Phragmites australis (common reed) is the source of this 2621-nucleotide messenger RNA. Its product is annotated as probable CoA ligase CCL6. Lineage: Eukaryota; Viridiplantae; Streptophyta; Magnoliopsida; Poales; Poaceae. The record is from RefSeq and is a predicted model, not a curated record. Gene Ontology annotation, cellular component: endoplasmic reticulum; membrane. The transcript has 6 exons. Gene Ontology annotation, molecular function: long-chain fatty acid-CoA ligase activity. The coding region runs from base 1666 to 2451 and encodes 261 amino acids. Gene Ontology annotation, biological process: cutin biosynthetic process; wax biosynthetic process.